Messenger RNA from Arvicola amphibius (Eurasian water vole), 765 nucleotides. Its product is annotated as putative deoxyribonuclease TATDN3. Gene Ontology annotation, molecular function: hydrolase activity, acting on ester bonds. Lineage: Eukaryota; Metazoa; Chordata; Mammalia; Rodentia; Cricetidae. The record is from RefSeq and is a predicted model, not a curated record. The coding region runs from base 16 to 456 and encodes 146 amino acids. The transcript has a single exon.
CAGAAGUCUGCAGAAAUGGCAGUGGCUACCCUGGGUUCGGGGCUAGUGGACUGUCACUGCCAUCUCUCCGCCCCGGACUUUAACAGCGAUCUGGAUGAUGUGUUGGAGAAAGCCAAGAAGGCUAAUGUUAUAGCCCUUGUGGCAGUGGCUGAACAUGCAGGAGAAUUUGAAAGAAUUAUGCAACUUUCAGAGAGAUACCCUGGAUUCAUCCUGCCAUGUCUGGGAGUUCACCCAGUUCAAGAACUUUCACCAGAAAAAUCAAGAAGUGUGGCAUUAAAGGAUUUGGAUGUAGCUUUGCCUAUUACUGAGAAAUACAAGGAUCGGUUGUUGGCAAUUGGAGAGGUGGGGCUAGACUUCACCCCCAAAUUUGCAGGCACUGAUGAAGAGAAGGAAGAACAAAGGCAGGUCCUGAUCAGACAGGUCCAGCUGGCCAGAAGACUGAAUGUGCCUUUGUAGGUGAACCGCCCUUCUGCUCAGAACUGCAGGGCAAACUCCCCAGCAGCUGGGCCUCUUAAAAUGAGUUCUGUGUCUCCUUUCAUCUGAGUUAUCUUUUAGUUUGCCUGCAUGUAUGUCUGUGGACCUGUGUGCACAGUGCCUGUGGAGGCCAGCAAAGGGCACUGGAUGCCCUGAGACUGGGGUUACAGUUAAUAACCAGCUGCUACCAUGUGGGUGCUGGGAACCAAACCUUGUCCUCUGCGAGAGUAGCUGAACCAUCUCUUCAGCCUCCUGAAUUAUUUUUAAAACAAUAAAAACAGUAUUUUCCUA